Cavenderia fasciculata is the source of this 150-nucleotide messenger RNA. RefSeq lists its product as uncharacterized. The transcript has a single exon. The record is from RefSeq and is a predicted model, not a curated record. Bases 1 to 150 code for a protein of 49 amino acids. Lineage: Eukaryota; Evosea; Eumycetozoa; Acytosteliales; Cavenderiaceae.
AUGCCACUCUUUCUCCCAGGUUUCAUUAAGACACAAAUCUUAAAGAAUAUUGGUGUCAUCCCAGGUCAAGAUCCAAAGAGAAAGAGAAGAAUACUAUGCUGCUUUGGACAAGCAACCAAUCGACGAUGCCAACAUCUAAACUAUAGAUAG